Messenger RNA from Calliphora vicina (urban bluebottle blowfly), 2439 nucleotides. RefSeq lists its product as uncharacterized. Lineage: Eukaryota; Metazoa; Arthropoda; Insecta; Diptera; Calliphoridae. The transcript has a single exon. The annotation marks the transcript as partial. The record is from RefSeq and is a predicted model, not a curated record. Gene Ontology annotation, cellular component: cytoplasm. Gene Ontology annotation, molecular function: guanyl-nucleotide exchange factor activity.
UAUAAUUUGGAUGCUCGUGGUUAUUGUACCCGGUUUUCUUUAUGUGCCUACUACAAUACGCCACAACAAGCUACCUAUCGCAUUACAUUGCCACCCAGUAAUUAUCCGCCUACGGCUCCGUACGCCAAUCUCAGUGAUCACUUUGCCAAAUUGGUUAAGAAGGGCAUGCUCAAGGGCAUUCUGAUAAAAAUGCUAUUGUAUCCGCAGUCACGUCAAAGUAUCGAUAUGAAAUGUAUACCCUUGAGAAAGAGAAGAUGUCACAAGGCUUCCAAAAAGCUAAUCAAAAAGUUAACUGAUGAAGAGACGGGCUCAGGUUCAUCGGAUCGGACCGAACUUGAAAGACAAGAUGCUUUUGAACUACCCACAGACUCUGAGAGUGAGGGAGAGGAUAUUGAUAUUGAUGUGCAUGAUGAUUUUGAAUUUAUAAAAUUUGGUAGUAGUAAUAAUAGAGAUGUUGGUGGCUGUGAUUCCUUUGCUUCAGCGGGUACAUUCAUAGAUCAUGGCUCGGGGGCCACCACACCCCAGAAGACCAGACAUUGUUCCUCUAUAAAUUUAAUAAAUUUGGAUUCCCUAAGUGAUGAAGAGAGUAACAAACCUAUGAAAAAGGAGUCUUUGGUUAUAGGUUCUAAAACCAUGAGAGCCAUAGCUAGAAAAUCCACUCAGCAAAGUUUUAUAAUACACACUUCCGAAGCCCAUUUGGAACUGGGUUCCCAUAAUACAACACUGGAUACACCUUCUCUGUUGCAGCAGCAAGCUUCGGAAAACUCAGAAAUGUCAUCAUGCUACAAUGGUCGUGCCUUAGGGGCAGCAUAUUUAGCCUGUGAAAACCUGGCCGAUCUGUCAGAUGAAACAAAAAUCAAAAACACUACCUCAGAAUUGGCUAUAUCACCGCCAGAGCGCCAUAGUUUGCCCAAUAUGUUUGUGGGAAAUCGUUUCAAUCGUAGUUCUAAAACGGCUGUGUAUGUGCCCUCCUGGAAAGAUCGCCAAGAUAUGCAAAAUCAAUCGGCGGAUAUUGCAGAAAGCUGUGAUAAAGCUUUAGAAGAAGAAAUACAUUCUAGCUGUUUAGACUUGCCGGCCUCUUGUCGAGAUGCUCCCGAUAAGUUAACGGCCGAAUUAUUGUAUAAUUUCGACGAAAGUGAUGUUAUAGCGCCACCUUCAAUGUAUAAAACUUUUCAGGAAAGCCAAAGACAUAGUGAAUUACAAUCAACUAUACCUUGCAGUAUAUCGCAAACGGAACUUUGUAUUGAACCCAAGAGAAACAGUAGAGAAUCACAGAGACGUGAAUCCGUUAAGCGCUGCAUAAGUUAUCAGUAUGUACCCUUGGCCAACGAGGCAGCUCAACCAAACAGAAAUAAUUCCAAUCCCAACUUAAGAACAGAGAGAAAUGAUCCUCCUCCCCUGCCACCGCCACAAAAUCACAGCACUCCACAUCGAUUUGGCAAUGGAGAUGAAGUUGAUGGUGAAACAUCUGGAAAAUGUAAAUGCUGUGAAAGUUCUCAAUGUCCCAGCCCUCGUUCGAGUGACUCAGGACUGGCGGGUAGUUGUACCAUAACUUCGCCCGAUCCACCCCAAACCGAAGAAGCGUACGAGGCCUACUAUGAUGUAGAUGGUUCCCUUAAAUUGAUCUCCAAAACGGCCAAUGCAGCUGAAACCAAUGAUCUCACACGAUUUGAUGUUUGCGGCACAUUUCGUGAAAAAUUCCUUGAAGCUGUGCAACAGUCUAAUGAAAAUCGCCAAGAGCCAGCUGUGACACAAUCCCAAUUACCAAUUACGCUAACUUCAACUACCGCAGAAUUCCAAAUAAAUCGCAAAAGUAUUUUUUUAAAUUCAGUAGCAGCCAUCAAUUGCAACGAAGAAGCUUCCUCUUCAAAUCACAAUGUUACCUCUACCUUUGAGGAGGAUACCAAUCCCGAAACAGGAAUGUUUCGCUCGGGCAUGUAUGCCCAUUGGUGGAAGAAGGAAACCCUACCUAAAGAUGUUAUUAAGGGCAUAGCAAAGGUCUAUAAUAAACGCUUGCCCUCGGCUCAAUCGAGCAAGGAAUCUCGUUGCUCUGUCUGCUCCAGUUGUUUCUGUUCUAUGGAAGCCAGUGGUUUCAGUGAAGGUGCCAUCUAUUGCUCCAUCUGCCAUGAUUGCUCUUCUUCGUUCUGCAGUACUUCACGCAACGAAAUGCCAACAAAUACUACCACUACCAUAACGGCAGCAGAAUGUCCCCUCUGCUGCAAUACUCGCAAUUCAACGCAUAGAAGCAGUAACUGCAACUCACCGGCCAGUGUUCUAGCUAGCCCUACCUCGUCAUUUGAUUGUCCCAUAUGCAGUGGUGCUUAUAUCGCCCGACCCGAUUCUUUGGGUUCGAUUAAGGAAGAUGUUCAGCCACAGCAGCAACAACAGGCGUUUGCAGAAGGCAAGCAUUUUGAGCUCAGUAUCAUUUUAUAUAUUUGA